Molecule: messenger RNA, 3187 nt
Organism: Olea europaea var. sylvestris
Lineage: Eukaryota; Viridiplantae; Streptophyta; Magnoliopsida; Lamiales; Oleaceae
Product: putative late blight resistance protein homolog R1B-14
Exons: 3
Coding region: 117-2834 (905 amino acids)
Biological process (GO): defense response to other organism
Molecular function (GO): ADP binding
Source: RefSeq, a predicted model, not a curated record
UUAAAGUAGGAAUGCUUCGAGAAAUUAUGAGGCCUAUAAUUGCUUGAACUAUCAGUGCUUCCUUGAUGUGUUGACGUUUCAUUUCUUUGCUUAAGCAUUUUUUCUAGAGAUCAGAGAUGGCUUUUGCUGCUGUUCUUUCACUUGAGAUCAUUCUUCGUCAGAACCUCUAUGAACGUAGAUUUUCCAUUCCUUUUGAUCAACGCCAAGAAAUUUUCUCUAUGCUAAAAAAGGUCGAAAAAGUACUACAAGUCCUUCAAUAUUCCCAAUAUAGCAGCGAAGAAUUGAAAUCGUUGGAAAUAAAAAUCAGGGACGCUGCUUAUCGUGCUGAAGAUGUCAUUGAAUCCUGGCAAACGGGCUUGCAGAAAAGAGUCAGAAAAGUUGAUUCCAAGAUAGAAGAGGAAGAGGUAAAUAUGACGGACUUGGAGAAAGUAGUAACAGAAAUACAUAUCCUCAUGGAAGAGAUGGUGAAGAUUCAAGACGGGAGUGGCGACCAAAAUCUUCAGCCAUGGAUAUUUUUCCCAUCAAGACGAGCUCCUAUUGGCCAGAAUACUAUGGUGGGAUUUCGUGAUGACUUGAUACAGAUAAGAGAUCGACUCUGCAAUGAUCAACACCCGAAACUCCAAAUCAUUCCCAUUGUUGGGAUGGGAGGUAUCGGCAAGACUACUCUGGCUAUGAAUGUUUAUAGUGAUUCAUUUGUCACGUAUCACUUUUAUAUUUGUGCUUGGAUAACCAUUUCUCAACAAUAUCGUAUUAGGGAAAUUCUUCUUAGCCUUCUAGAGGACCUCGGUGUUCUUACUAAUAAGUUGUGCAAAGAGAGUGAUGAAAAACUAAAAGAACUUGUAUACAAAAGUGUGAAGGGCAGGAGAUACCUAAUUGUAGUAGAUGAUGUGUGGAGUACUAAUGCUUGGAAUGACAUAAAAAUGUUAUUUCCAGAUGAAAAUAAUGGUAGUCGAAUCCUAUUGACGACCAGAAUAAAAGAUGUAGCUGAUUAUGUCAGCUCAACUAUAAUUAAUCACCGGAUGCGUUUUCUAAAUGAGGAAGAAAGUUGGAAUUUAUUUUGUCAAAAGGCCUUUGGAGGACCAAAUUGCCCCCCUGAGUUGGUGGAUGUCGGAAGGAAUAUAGCAAAAAAUUGUCAGGGACUUCCGUUAUUAAUUGUGGUGAUUGCCGGACUCCUUGCAAAAGACAAUAAGCCACUAGAUUACUGGGAGUAUGUUGCCGCAAAUUUAAGCUCAAUAAUAGCAGAAAAAGAUGACCACUGCACAGAGAUAUUAACCUUAAGUUACAAUAACUUGCCUCCUCAUUUGAAACCAUGUUUUCUUUAUAUGGGAGCUUUCCCAGAAAACUAUGAGAUUCCUGCCUCUAGACUCAUCAAAUUAUGGGUUGCUGAGGGAUUUGUGAAUCCAGGAUCUGGCCAAAUUGGAAAUGUAAACGUGGAUGAGAUUGCAAAGAACUAUCUGACGGAUCUUAUAGGUAGAAAUCUUAUUUUGGUUGGUCAAAUCGGAUCUAUUGAUGGAAGAAUAAAAACCUGCAGAAUGCAUGAUCUUUUGAAAGAGUUAUGCGUGAGAAUGGCUCAUGAGGAGAAUUUUCUACUUGUCAAGAGCAGGUAUCUGCGUUUCCUUCCAGAAGAGGCAAGUUUCAAGCGCCGUCUGAGUAUUCACGAUGAUGCUUCAUAUAGUGGCAGGGAGGAUGAUAUUACAAUGCAAUCAAUGUAUCAUGUUCGUUCUUUUAUAUAUAAUGGUUGGGAUGAUACUAGAUUACAUUCUUAUUAUUAUUUUGGUUUUCAAUUGUUGAGGGUAUUGGAUAUGGUUGGAGUAGAGCUCAGCGGGUUCCCUGAGGAAAUACUGCUCCUAUUUAACUUGAGGUACAUAGCUAUUGCCUGUCAUGCUGUGAUUCCAGCUUCUAUUACUGGACUUUGGUAUCUACAGACUUUAAUUGUUGAAGACCCAACGGGAAUUGCAAGUGAACUACCCAUUGAAAUUUGGAACAUGCGACAUUUGAGGCAUCUCAAAUUCUCUCGAGUUUUCGUGCCUGCUCCCCCAACAGCUAGAAGUCUUUUCCUUCUACGAGAUCUAGACACGCUGUCAAUGUUAGACAAUUUGGAUUAUGACAUCAGUCAGCGAAUGCCAAAUAUAAAAAAAUUUGGAAUUCAUUAUAAUUCCAAGUCAUCUCACUUUCUCAACAGUAUUUUCCAACUGAAAAAACUUGAAACACUGAAGAUUCUCUUUGACGAGCCAGCAAAUUAUAUUUUCAUUGACAUCCUUCGGCAAAAUUCUCCUUUCAUUAGCAUCUUUGGGCCAUCAAGUCUCAAAAAGAUAACUUUGGAGCGAGGUAGAAUUGACUGGAAAUACAUGAGAAUUUUCGGUUCCUUGCCCAACCUCGAAGUGCUGAAAUUGCGGGAGUAUGCCUUCCAGGGCAGAGAGUGGAUACCAAAUGAAGGGGAAUUUCUCACACUAAAAUUCCUGCUAAUAUGGGAGACAGAUUUGGUGCACUUGAGAGCCAACAGUACCCAUCUUCCAUGUCUAGAGCACCUAAUCCUUAGAAAUUGCUCGAAGUUGGUAGAGAUCCCUUCUGAUAUUGGAGAUAUACUGACGCUUCAAAUAAUUGAAAUAGAUUGCUCCAGUCCAUCUGCUGCGGAUUCGGCAAAGAAAAUACUAGAUGACCAACAAAGCCUGGGAAAUGAUGGCCUUAAAGUUUUCAUCCAUCCAACAAAAACGAAAGUCUAUCCACUGAAAUUUGGGAUCCAGCAAGAUGAAUCAGGUCGCUUCUAUCGAAGAAAAACCAAACUCGAUGAGUUCAAGGCUAAAGCAAAAUCUGGAAGCAGCUCCAAUUCAUAGGAAUUGUUUCAUGAAUGGAUUGACAUUCUGCAAUGCAUGAACAUUGAGAGGAUCUCAGUAAUCAAGUCAAGCUUCUUCCAACACCAUGAAUGCCUUUUGAGUUUGAUCACUUGUACAAUUGCUUGUUAGCUAUUUGAUAUUAUUGAGAAUUUAUUUUAUUUUGGGUUUUUGGUUUUGGAUUGUACUAUGUUAUCCCGAUUGUUUUGUACGAUAUUAUUGAUUUCACUCGUUUCUACAUUAUUUUACCUUUGUGAAACAAUUAGUUCAGCAUUUGAUGUGUUGUACUAAAGUUCCAAGGUUUCUGAUUUUCUGUAUGUAUACUUAUCUUUAUAUUGAGUAAUAAAACUCCUUUC